Molecule: messenger RNA, 3339 nt
Organism: Plasmodium relictum
Lineage: Eukaryota; Apicomplexa; Aconoidasida; Haemosporida; Plasmodiidae
Product: U3 snoRNA-associated small subunit rRNA processing protein, putative
Exons: 1
Coding region: 1-3339 (1112 amino acids)
Biological process (GO): endonucleolytic cleavage in 5'-ETS of tricistronic rRNA transcript (SSU-rRNA, 5.8S rRNA, LSU-rRNA); endonucleolytic cleavage to generate mature 5'-end of SSU-rRNA from (SSU-rRNA, 5.8S rRNA, LSU-rRNA)
Cellular component (GO): nucleolus; small-subunit processome; 90S preribosome
Molecular function (GO): U3 snoRNA binding; protein binding
Source: RefSeq, a predicted model, not a curated record
AUGCCGAUCAUUACAAAUAUUGAAAUUGAAAAUAAGUUCUUUGACUUUUAUGAAGGCGAUGAAAAUGUUUUUUAUUCAAAGGAGUAUGAAUUAUUUUUAAGUUUAUGUAAUAAUAAUAUAUAUGCUUUCAAAGUAGAAAAUAUUGUCAAUUGCAAUAUUUUUAAAUAUAAUAUUCUAUAUCCAACAUGUAUAUUAGAAUCUUGCGUAGAUAUUGAUGAUGUGAAAGAGUUCUAUCAUAAAAAAUAUUUAAAUAAAUAUUGUAUAUCUUUAUUCAGUAAUAUAAGACAUUUUUAUUAUUCCAGUAAAAAUAUAUUCUUAUCGACAGAUGACAACAAUAUACAUUAUUAUGUUUUAAUGCUUAAUGAUGAAAUAAAAGAUGAAUGUAAAAAUGAGAAUGAAGAAAUAGAUAGAAAUGAGAAAGAUAUUUAUUUAUAUGAUCAUAAAGAAAAUGAAGGAAAAAAUUUUUAUUCAUAUAGUUAUAAUUGGGUAUGCUUAAAAAAAAUGAAAAUAUGGAAAACAGUGAAUAUUGUUAUAUCAUGUUUUUAUUAUAGUGAAGUAGAAUAUAAAAAAUUAGUUGUUGGAUAUAAUAAUGGAUUAAUAAAUAUAUAUAAUUUAAAUACUUAUAAAUUAAAAAUAUCUUAUAAAAUACAUAAUAGUAGAAUUACAAACUUAAAAAUGUAUAAAAAUUUUAUUAUAAGCUCAGAUGUAACAAAAAAUGUUUUUAUUUAUGAUUCAGUGAAAGGUGAAAAGAUCAUCUCUUGUGAAGAUCACAUGAGUGGAAUAAAGGAAUUUCUUUUUUUAGCUGUUCAAAGUGAUGAAAUUGAAGAAAAAAAAAGUGACGAAUAUGUUAAAAAUGAUAAAAUUGAAAAUGAAAAUGUCAAAAAUGACGAAGAUGAAGGUGAAAAUGUUAAAAAUGAUGAAGAUGAAAAAUUAAUUGGUUUCAUAAGUAUUGGUAAUGAUAAAAUCAUGAAUGUAUGGAACCUUAAUAUUUUAAACUCAUAUAAUGAAGAAGAAAUUAAUAAUUUAAAGAGUAAAAAUAAUAAUAAAAAAAAAAAGAAAGAUAAAAAUAAUAAUGUAAUUACAUUUAGUCCAAUAAAGCAAAUUUAUUUAAGCAAUGAUAUAAACAAUGCAUUAAUAAUACCAUCCAGUAUUUACAAAAAUAAAAAAGGAAAAUUAAUAAUAAAUGAUGAAAAUAUAAAAUGGCUAAUAUUAACUCAUGAUGAUAAAGGAAAUUUACUUUUUUAUAAUCCUUUAAAAGGAGAAAUCAUAUACAAAUUUAAAGAAAAUAAAAUGCUAAUUAACGCUAGCAACAUAAGAAAAUUUUUUCUACUAAAAAACGAAUUAUAUAUAUUUCGUGAGGAUAAUUCUAUAUUAAUUUACGAUAUAAGAAACUUCAAAUUGAUUAAUAAUUAUAUAUGUAAACUUGAAGGUAUUUUUGAAAUUUUAUUUUUCGAUUCUCUUCAUAAUGAGUUAUCUGAUGAAAAAUAUAAAAGUGAAAAUGAAGAAAUAAUGGAUAAAAAUUAUGAUUAUAAUAAUAAAAAAAAAAAUGCUGUAGUUUUAUUAGGAGAUAAUAUAAUUAGAAUAUUAAAAUUUGAAAACUUGAUUAGUCAAACAUUAUUAAUUGGUCAUGAAGAUGUUGUAUCAUGUAUUAAGCUAAAUGAAAAAAAUAAUCUUUUAUUUAGUGCAUCUAAUGAUAAAAAUAUUUUUAUAUGGAAUUUAAAAAAUUGUGAAUGUUUAUAUGUAUUAAAAGAUAAUUUAUAUCCUAUUAAUUCAAUAGAUGUAAACUUAAAAAAGUUUCCUUUAAUAGUUUUAGUAAGUGUAUGUGAAGACAAUAGUUUAAAACUAUGGAAAUUUACAAUUGAAUUAAAUAAUAUUAAAAAUAAUAAAAAAAAAAGAAAAUUGGACGAACAUUUGAAUGAUAAGGAAAUUGUUCGAAGUAAUUUGACUAUUUAUCCACAUAAAGUUUUAAUUAAUGAUGUAGCUAUAUCUCCUAAUUCUAAAAUUAUUGCUACAUGUAGUAAAGAUAAAACUAUAAAAUUAUUUGAAACUCAAAAUUUAAAGUUAUUAAAAAUUUUGGAAGGUCAUAAAAAGUCUGUUCAAAAUAUUUUUUUUUCAAAAAAUGAAAAUAUUUUAUACAGUAACUCAUAUGAUUGUGUAAGGAUAUGGAAUUUGAGUAAUUAUGCAUGUGUAAAAAGCAUACAAAGUCUUGAUUUCAAUAUCACAAGAAUGCUAAUUUUAAAUGACAAUUGUAUAAUAAAUGGAUAUAGUAAUGGUAAUAUUAGCAUAAUAAAUAUUAAGAGUUGUGAAAAGUUAUCUACAAUAAAUUAUCAUAAAGAUAAAAUAUUUUGUUUAAAAGAUUAUAAUAAUAGCAUAGUAUCCGCUUCUAUUAAUGGAGAACUGAUAUUUUUUAAAAACACAAGUGAAGAAAUUUAUACAGAAAAUGUUUUUGAAAAAAGAAAAAAUAUUUUUUACGAGAAUUGUUUAGAAAGUUUGUUAAAAGAAAAAAAGAUAAAUGAAUCCUUACUAAUUUGUUUAAAAUUAGAUAAAAAAUUUAAAUUUAAGAGUAUCAUAGAAAAUUAUUUAAAUUAUUAUACUUUUUCAAUUUUAAAUAUAUUGAAAAAAUUCGAGCAUGAAUAUGGUGUUAAAAAAAUAAAUGAAAAAAAUAAUGUUGUAAAAAAAGAGAAAAAUGAUGAAAGUCAAUAUCCUACUAAUCAAUCAUUAGAAAAUACAGAAAAUAAGAAUAGUAAAGAUCAAGCAAACAAUUUAAUUUUGGAUGAAAAAAAAGAAAAAAAUAUCAUUGAUGAUAAUAUUGUUAAUAAUAUUCAGAAUUACAUAGAAAAUUCAGAUAUUUUAGAAAAUUAUAUUUAUUAUGAAUUAUCAAAAUUAUCAACCAAUGAAUCAGAACAGUCAGAUAAAGAUGAAAGUAAUCAUGAAGAAAAAAAUACAAAUAAAAUAAAAAAGGAAAAUGAAUAUAAAAAAAAUAACGUAUUUACAAAUCAGUUAGAUGAUGAUGAUAAUUUUGUUUUAUUUUUGAAAAAAAUAAAAAAAAAAAGUGAACAUUCAUAUUUCUUAUAUUUAAAUAAGUUAAUGGAAUAUAUUACGUUCUUUGUUAUGAACCAUAGAUAUGCAUAUAUAUCAAAUUUUCUUUUGAAUAGUUUAAUUAAAUAUAUAGACUAUUCAGAUAUCUGUAAAAUUAAUAAUUAUCAACAUUUUUUUGAAAUUUAUAAUAGUUAUAUACCUAGGCAUAAAAAUAGAUAUUUAAAAUCAUUGCAAAAAUCUAAGUGUUUUGAAUUAAUUAACAUAAAUUACUAUAAAGGUGAUAUAAAAAUGAUGAUUUGA